CAAUUUUAAUUUUGGCUCCUGUUGACUUGCUAGGAUUAUUCUCUUUGCUUGGUCUUUCGUUUGCCUUACCGUUUCUUUACCAUGCCUGUAGGGGAGGCUUUUCUUUCUGCUUUCCUGCAAGUGCUUUUCGAUAGAUUGGCUUCUCGUGAGUUUGCAGAAUUAUUUCGCGGCAGAAAAUACGAUGACUUGCUGGAAAAGUUGAAGAUCACACUGCUCAGUGUUACUGUAUUGCUCAAUGAUGCUGAGGGGAAGCAGUUUUAUUAUCCUGCAGUGAGAAAGUGGCUGCACAUGGCUAAAGAUGCCCUUUAUGAUGCAGAGGAUAUAUUGGACAAGCUGGCUACUGAAGCUUUAACAUCCAAGUUGGAUUCUGAGUCUAAAUCUGAAGCGAAUCAGGUAACCAAUUGGCGACUCAUUUCAAGCCCUCUUAGUCCUUUUAGUGGAGGUGUCAAUUUCGAAAUAAAUAAGAUUAUUGAGAAGUUGGAACUUAUUGCUAAGUAUAAAGAUGUUCUUGGUUUGAAUGAUGAUGUUAAGGGGAGGUUAUCUGGAAGCACACAAAGAUUACCUACAACUUCCUUGGUUGAUGAAUCUUGUGUUUAUGGUAGGGAUAACGAUAGAAACAUGAUUAUCGAAUCACUAUUAACCGAUGACUCAGGUAGUUGUAAAGUUUGUGUAGUUCCUGUAGUUGGCAUGGGCGGCGUUGGUAAAACUACUCUUGCUCAACUUGUGUAUAAUGACAGCCGAGUGGAGCAGCAUUUUGAUUUGAGAAUUUGGGUUUGUAUGUCUGAUCGAUUCAAUGUAACGAGGGUGAUAACAACAAUUCUCAGUUCUGUCACUUCAAAAUCUGUUGAUGUUAAUGACUUGAAUCUGCUGCAACUUAGUUUGAGGGAGAAAUUAGAAGGAAAGAGAUUUUUGCUCGUUCUAGAUGAUGUUUGGAGUAGGAGAAAUACUGAUUGGGAUCUCAUUUGGAAUCCAUUGAAAACAGGAGCAAGAGGAAGUAAAAUAAUUGUAACUACUCAAGAUAGCAAUAUUGCAGCAAGUAUGGCGACUGUUCCGGCUCAUCAUUUGGAGUGUUUAUCAUUUGAAGAUUGUCUGUCAGUUUUCAUGAAUCAUGCAUUUGAGAAUCCAAACUUUAAUUUAUUCCCAGAUUUGGUGGCUUUUGGAACUGAGAUCGUGAAGAAGUGUGAAGGUCUACCCCUGGCAGCGAAGAGACUGGGAAUUCUUCUGCGCUCCAGACCGAAAGGCGAAUGGUAUGAUGUCUUAAAUAGGAAAAUAUGGGAUCUACCGGAUGAUGAAGGUGAUAUUCUUCGGACGAUAGGAUUAAGCUAUCAUCACCUUCCUCCUCACUUGAAGCAGUGCUUCGCAUACUGUUCAAUAUUUCCUGCAGAUUAUGAAUUUGACAAGGAGUCACUGGUUUUGUUAUGGAUGGCAGAAGGUUUUGUGCAGCAACCAACAGGCAGGAAAAAAUUGGAAGAAAUAGGUGUUGAAUAUUUUGAUGAGCUAGUAUCAAGGUCAUUUCUUCAACAAUCUGUUCACAACAGUUCACUAUAUGUAAUGCAUGGCCUCAUGAAAGAUUUAGCUCAAUUUGUUUCUGGAGAUUAUUGUUUCAGAUUGGACGAUAAGGUGGUGGAUGGUGAUCACAACAGAAUUUUUGAUAAGGCUCGUCAUUCCUCGUACAAUCGCAGUAGACGAGAAAUGCUCAGAAAAUUUGAUGCCUUCCAUGGAGUUGAGUGCUUACGCACUUUUCUGCCAUUGGAUCCGACAGGAGAAAUUGGAGCAAGCUUUUUGGCUAACCAAGUUCCCCAUGAUCUCUUGCCAAAGCUAAAAUACUUGAGAGUGCUGUCUUUUAAUGCCUGCCGCAUCACUGAAUUGCCGAAUUCAGUUGGUGAAUUGAAACAUCUACGCUACAUAGAUCUUUCUCGCUCAGCAAUCAAAACUUUGCCUGGCUCAAUAGGAACUCUUUACAAUUUACAAACUUUAAUCUUAGUUGAAUGCUAUUCUCUGAGUAAGUUGCCCACAGAGAUGGGAAACUUAACAAGCCUUCGACAUCUCCGGAUUAGUGGAAGCAGGUUAAGAGAGAUGCCAAUGCAAAUGUGUAGAUUGACGAAUCUUCAAACGUUGUCUCAUUUUAUUGUGGGUAAAGAUUCUGGAUCUGGAAUUGGAGACUUGAAGGACAUUCAUCGACUUCAGGGAGCACUUCUUAUUUCAGGAUUGCAAAAUGUGGUCAGUUUCACUGAUGCAAUAGAGGCAAAUUUAAAGGACAAGAAGGAUUUGACUCAGUUGGCAUUACAAUGGAGUAAUGAUUUUGAAGAUUCAAUAAAGGACAGAGAUGAAGAAGAAGUGUUUAACACGCGCCAACAUCACAGAAAACAAAAGGAUCCCACCAUCAGCAGCUAUAAAUUUCCACAAUUUCCGAGCUUUAGAGAAACCUUGGAAGCUUAUAGGCAGGAAUCUGUUGAAUUACAGUUGGAUCGUAGUAGCAAUUUGGAUGAUUCAAGGAAUGAAAGAAUUGAAACAGAUGUACUUGAGAUGCUGCAACCACACAAAAACAUAGAAGAACUCAUGAUCAAGGACUAUGGAGGUACAGGGUUUCCGAGUUGGAUUGGAUCCCCAUUAUUCUGCAAUAUGGUACUUCUGCAACUUAGUAACUGUCCGAAGUGUCAAUUUUUACCACCAUUAGGACAAUUACCCUCACUCAAAGACCUUACCAUUGAAGGAAUGAAAAGAAUAAAAAUGGUGGGUACGGAAUUCUAUGGGGAUGGGUGCUCUUCUGAUCUACCUUUUCCAUCAUUGGAGACUUUGAAGUUUGAGAACAUGUCAGCAUGGGAGGAGUGGUCUUCUAGUGGACUUGAAGGUAGGGGUGACUUCCUUCGGCUUCAAAGUAUUGAAAUUCAGAAUUGUCCGAAGCUGAGAAAAUUCGUACAACACUUUCCUUCCUUGAAGAAAAUGACUAUUAGUGGUUGUGAAAAAUUGGAAGCUCUUCCAAGGCAUCAGACAACUGACAGCUUAAACCAAGGUGGAGAAUUUUCUUGCCUCCUCGAACUUUCUAUAUGGUCAUGCCCGAACUUGAUGGAGUUACCAACUUGCUUUCCUUCCUUAAUAAUAUUUCAGAUGCCAAAAAUUAAGAAUACUUCCAAAGCUUCCUUCAAUUUCUGA
Pistacia vera is the source of this 3153-nucleotide messenger RNA. Its product is annotated as putative disease resistance RPP13-like protein 1. Gene Ontology annotation, biological process: defense response to other organism. Lineage: Eukaryota; Viridiplantae; Streptophyta; Magnoliopsida; Sapindales; Anacardiaceae. The record is from RefSeq and is a predicted model, not a curated record. Gene Ontology annotation, molecular function: ADP binding. The transcript has a single exon. The coding region runs from base 82 to 3153 and encodes 1023 amino acids.